Molecule: messenger RNA, 1398 nt
Organism: Symbiodinium natans
Lineage: Eukaryota; Dinophyceae; Suessiales; Symbiodiniaceae
Source: the annotation of a GenBank genome assembly
AUGACCUUUCAACCCUUUAUAGGCCUUGAGCUCAAAGGCUUGGAGGCCGGGGUUUUGCGUGAAGAUGCCUUUGCCCUGGGCCCCCAGGAGUCGCAUUGGCCUGUGAAAAGUCCGGCCAGUGGCAGUGGACUCUCUGGCUCCUUGCCGAGGACUUCACGUUGGCUGAGCCUCGGACCUCAUGCCGUGACAGAGCACUUGCAAGCCAUUGCUAGUGGCAAGUUGGAAGUGUACGAGGCCACUGCGUUCUCCAACCUCGAGGAGAGCAAGGACCGCACUCUGGCCAUGUCCGCUGGUGAUACAUUCCUGGCCGAGGCUGCCGUCUUGCAGAACGCAGAGGCGGUGCUGGCCCAGGACCGUCGCCUCCCCUGCAGCAUCGUCACCUAUGGGGCGGCAGUGGCCGCAAGCAAGGCGGCCCCCUGGCGGAUUGUUCUAGAGCUGCUGAAGCAGCUGGAGGCCUCACUCUGCGAAUGCAACACCAUCACCUACAACGCGGCCAUCAUUGCUUGCGCUGAAGGUGGCGAGCGCGGCAAAGCUUGGCAGCUCUUCGAGAAGUUCAAGGCCAGCCGGCUGGAGUACGAUGCGAUCACUUACACUGCGGCCCUCGCGGCCUCUGGGUCCUGGGAGACGGCGCUGUCUUUGACAUCGGACGCUGCGCACUCCUCGCACCUUGACCUCGUCACCUGCAGCGCCGCCAUCAACGCCUGCGAACGCGCCGCUCGGUGGCGCCAAGCCUUGGACGUGCUCUGCACCGCACUGGCAGCCAGUCUGCAGUGCGACUCCGUUGCCUACGACAGUGCCAUCGUGGCAUGCAAAGUAGCGCAGACCUGUGGCUUCGCCAACUCAGAAAGGCUUGCGGCCGCCUGCUCCACCUUAAAGUUGGCGGGCAAGACGACCCUGGCCCGGGCGUUGAGUAAGAGGACCGGGGCCGUGUACAUUUCGGUCGCCUCGGUCCUUGGCGACCUGAUCGCGCCCGGGGCGCUGCCCUGCAAACUCUCCAAGGACGUUGCCAAGGCCCUGCGGAGUGGUAAAGAGGUGCCGAUCGACUUGGUCAUCGCUGCGCUACAGCAGCGGCUGAUUUCUGCCGACUGCCUGCGCUCGGGUUGGAUCUUGGACGACUUCCCAUGCACCGCUGCGCAGGCGGAAGCCCUGACCCAUGCUGGGAUCGUCCCACAUCGGGUCCUCCUGCUGGGCGCAACUGAGGCGACGAUCUUCACCCGAACGCUGGCCCUCAAUGCCACCUCAGGGGAAGACGCAGGCGCAUUGGUGCAGCAAGAGCUGGGCCUGCAGAAGGAGCGGAUGUGCAGCUUCCAGGACUCCUCUUCGGCGCUGCGGGUGUUCUACGCCUUGACCUUUGAGAACUUGCGGGACAUCGACGGUGCGCGGCGCGCGGCUGAGUGA